Messenger RNA from Racocetra persica, 369 nucleotides. Lineage: Eukaryota; Fungi; Glomeromycota; Glomeromycetes; Diversisporales; Gigasporaceae. The record is from the annotation of a GenBank genome assembly.
AUGUUUGCAAAGGAAAAACUUAUAGUCAUUCAUUAUCUUGAGCAAUCUAAAAGUAUAUGUGCUGAUCUAUAUAUUGAAAAAUUAUAUCCUAGAAAAAAAGCCAAUUUUCCUGAGCUCGAAGAAGAUUUGGCAGCUUGGAUAAAAGAAACUCGAGACCAACGUAAUGCAGUAACCUGUAUGAUGGUUAUUCAAAAGGCAAAAAGUUUUGCUCAACAACCUAGAUUCCAAAUUUUGUAUCCUAAUAUAAACCAGUUUGGUUUUUCUCGUAAAUGUCUUGAUGCAUUUAUGUCUCAUUAUGAUCUUUCAAACAGGCGCAGAACUAAUAUUGCUCAAUAUCUUCCUGCGGAUCUAAUUGAAAAACAGCAAUGA